Eubalaena glacialis (North Atlantic right whale) is the source of this 1827-nucleotide messenger RNA. RefSeq names its product rho guanine nucleotide exchange factor 18-like. NCBI's taxonomy places the organism in Eukaryota, Metazoa, Chordata, Mammalia, Artiodactyla, Balaenidae. The record is from RefSeq and is a predicted model, not a curated record. Bases 1 to 1827 code for a protein of 608 amino acids. The transcript is spliced from 17 exons.
AUGGGGACCCAUGUGCCCCAUGUCACCUUGUAUGUGCCCACAUGCCAGUGCAUGUUCAUGGAUGCCCCCCUCCCCGGGCAGGCUCAAAGCCCUAGCCAUGGGUCCUGGGGGAUGCAGGAGCUUGUAGCCGAGCUGGAUACCCACAGCAGCGAGGACAAAGCUCCAUCUGCCCCGUCCUGGCAGAUAUUCCCAGCCGAUUGCCUUCGUCAUCCGCUGUUCACUCACAUGCUCGCACACACGGCCCGCAUGGCUAGCUCAGCACUCAACCACUCCUGGCCGGCCCUCUCCAAGCUCUGGCUGAAGCGGUGGGCCUUCAAGAGAGCUCAGAACGGAGGAGUGAUGAUCUCAGGGUCACACAGCGAGUACAAGCUGAAGGAGCCAGGAUUUGGAACCAGGCUCCAUCCAACACCCAAGAUCAAGCCAGGGCACCCUCCUGACCUGGAGGGCAAGGAAGCUGACCAAGCACCCCAGGAUCGGGCCCUGAAAGGCUCUGAGCCCAAGCCAUGUGUCCAGCCCUUUGACUCUGGAGCUGCAGACUCAGCCACCAAGAGCAGUGGUGGACCCUGGAGGCCUGAGGACCCAGACUUCUCCGCCAUGGAGGAUGAGCAGGAAGUGUUGGAGGAAAGAUACAAGUUCCCCAGCAAAGGACAAAGCCCCCUCCCUCCCCCUCCAUCGCUGUACCUGCCACAGCUGCCCACCAUCCCCUUCCAUCCAAAGCUCUGGCCGGGUUCCCACUUCUGCCUCCUGUGUGGACACUGCCACCUGCGUCCUGCCAGCCAAGAUCCGCAGCUGACCAAGAGCGUGGCUCUUGGCUGGCAGGAGGAUGGAAUUCCAGGGCUGCUCGGCGGUGGCGAGAGCUCGGAGGACUUCCGCCUGGACUUGGGGGACCUUCAGGGCAGUGAGUAUAUCCAGGACCUGGGCCUUGAGGUCCCUUCACAAAGCCAGUCUAGGGGGGCCAGGGGCAGUGGGCCCCCUAGCGAAGAAGCCGGAGAAGACUCGCCCUUCUCCAGCCUGGCGGGGUCCCAGGGCCUGCCACGAAGACGCAGCUGGGAGAGGUCGCGGAGCUGCUCUGAGACCUGGCAGAGGCUCAGCCUCGAAGCCUCAGCUGCAAAUGAGGGGCCCUGUCUCCCUCGGACACUGGCCAGCCUUUCUCUGAACCUGCCAGGAGAGAGCCUGCAGGCCUGGACCCAAGGGUGUCUGUCUGGGGACGGAACCCCCCCAGAGGCACCAAACAAGGAAUGUGACAGCCCCGAAAAAAGAGUGAGGUCACGGUCGGUUCCCGUGUCCUUCGAUGAGAUCAGCUCCCUGGAAAUCUUUCCGGCUUUGGAAGUGCCCGCUCCAGCGGUUCAAGGCCUGGAUCCACCGGUGCUGGAGUGCAUGGAAAAGGACCACGUGGAGCCAGAUCAUGUGCUGAUUGUCCAGCAGGUGCUUCAAGAACUCCGACAGUACCAUGGGGCCCGGCAGAGGGCUCGCUUGUCCAUCAGCCCCGGAGGAGCCCACUCAAACCUCACCUGGUUUGAGUUCCUGUCCGAGAGCGAGGACAGAGCGGGGAAGAUGGAGAGAAGUGACAGGAGUGCCAGGGUGAAGCGCAGACUGAGUUCCCUCCGAUGUCGAGUCACCAGGCAGAAGGAGAAGGGGAAGAGCCCAGUGCUUCUGAGAGACAAAGUUCAGGAUGCUCGAGAGCGGAAAGAAUGUGUCAACGGGCACCAGCUGGCUCAAGGAACCUUCUCUGGCCACUCCAGCUGCCCGCUGUGUGGCAAACCUUUUCUGAGCUCUGUUCUGAAGAAGUUCGACAUCAAGGUGUCAGCAGGGCCAGGCUCCCUCUGA